Molecule: messenger RNA, 816 nt
Organism: Triticum turgidum subsp. durum (durum wheat)
Lineage: Eukaryota; Viridiplantae; Streptophyta; Magnoliopsida; Poales; Poaceae
Source: the annotation of a GenBank genome assembly
AUGAGGCUUCAACACCCAAAUAUUGUGCGAUUUCGGGGCUACUGCCAUGAAACAGUGUGGUUAUAUACAGAAUUCGAAGGGCAAACAGUUUUUGCUGAGAUCUCAGAAAUGUUGCUUUGCUUUGAGUAUCUCCCUAAAGGAAGCCUUGAUGUGCAUCUUUCAGGUGGAUCCUCUGAAUUUGAUUGGCACACGCGCUACAAAAUAAUCGAGGGGAUUUGCAAUGGCUUACACUAUCUUCACGACCAAAUUGAUAAGUCUAUUCUUCACUUGGACCUAAAGCCCGCGAACAUAUUGCUUGAUGACAAUUUGGCACCCAAAAUUACAGAUUUUGGGCUGUCAAGACAGUUUGAUCAGCGUCAAACUAUGUCCUCUCCAAAUCGUGUUGGUACAUUAGGCUACAUGGCUCCGGAACGCAUCGAUGAAGGCAUAAUCACACCUAAGUCAGACAUAUUCAGUUUGGGUGUGAUAAUAAUGGAGAUAAUAACGGGACACAGGCACUACCCAGGUGUUUCUGGAACAUCUUCCGAGGACUUUAUUGAGCUUGAACUUAAAAAAUGGAGAAACACAUUGGAGAAAGCACAGGGGUACACAAAUCUAGAAAUGGAUUGCGAACAGAUAAAAAGAUGCAUUCAGAUAGGUCUAAUCUGUGUGAAUCCUGAGUGGACCGAAAGGCCUACAACAACAAAAAUUAUCAAGAUGCUUCAAGGAUUGGAAAGUUUGGAUCGUAACAUUAGCGAUGAGGUAGAGUCAUCGGCAGAUCAGUUGAACUUGGCAAACGCUUCUUCCCGCGUUGUUCGGAUGUGCUGGAGAAGAUGA